GUCACAUGAUCAUGCCUCCGGUCCAAUCACGAUGUUAGGUUUGAAGCUACUGAAUUCAAACUAUUUUGUGAGUUUCGGAGUUCAGCAGGCGAGUGAGUGGUAAAUAGGGAAAAGUAGGAGUUGAAAUAAUCCGUGUGUAAAUAUGGAAUCCUAGCAUAUAACUGAAAUACAAAUUCUAAGCGGUAAACAUGGAAGGGAAAGUAAUUGGGCCUGGUCCGUACCGAGCUACAAAACUGUGGAAUGAAACAAUUAAGCUGUUUCGUGCUGGCAUGCCAUUGAGGAAGCAUCGGGUUCAUUUCCGAACCUAUGAAAGCUGUUUCACUGCUUCCGAAGCUGUGGACUGGCUACACAAGCUGCUUAAGAGUAACCAGAACUUUGGCCCCGAGGUCACCCGUACUCAGACUGUACAGCUGCUAAAGAAAUACUUGAAAAAUCAUGUGAUAGAGGACAUAAAGGGAAGGUGGGGCAAAGAAGACUUUGAGGACAAUGGACAAUUGCACAGGUUUCCUCCAUCAUCCCCACUAAAGCCAUAUCCUAAAAGGCCCCAGUACACUGAAAAGAAUUGUAUUCCCAAAUUUCCGAAAUGGGAUGAUUAUGAACCAAUGUCUUCACAGGAUAAGAAUCCAAUGAGGCCACUUGUUCUGAAUUCAGAGUUGUGGAACAAGCGGCACAGCAUUGCGAUUGGAGAGGUGCAUGAGUGCAAGCUGGUACACAGGAGAGAAAUCUCACCCAGGAAUGUGGAGCACAUUUGGAAAUCGAUGACUCUUGCACAUUUACAGAAGAUAGUGGGACUGGAAUCCCUCAAUGGUGUGCUGGACUCAAAACUGAUAAACCCCAAGCAUAUACUUUACAAUGUGUACAAUACCAAUAAGCAAGGAGUUGUGGUUCUGCAAGACAAAUCCGAAGAGCUUCCUCAUUGGGUUUUAUCUGCCAUGAAAUGCUUAGCAAACUGGCCUAAUGGUAGUGAGCUUAAACAGCCGAUGUAUCCUGGGUUUGAGAGAGACGUCUUGAAAACAGUAGCAGAUUACUUCCACAAACUGAAAGAGCCUUUGCUCACUUUUCAGCUCUAUGAUAUUUUCGUCAAUAUCCUUGCGUUGUCAGGGUUUAUUGCACUGCAGAAGCAAACCCCACAAAGGAAGGAGACUGUAAAACAACCUCUGCGAAUUCAGCAGAAGCCAACAGCUGAAGAGGGGAGACGGUGCAGGCUCAGUUCCCAUAUAUCUAUUGAAAACAUUAUGCUGAGCUUGUCUAGAAAGGUACAGCAAGGGGCAUGUGAACCAAUUGAAUCCCUACAACAUGUGAUCAGUGGUCAUUCAAAAGAAUGGAAUGCUGGAACUCUUAGACCCCUACCAAUAAACUGCAGAGAAGCAUCUAGCUCAAAUGGAAAUACUUGUUCACACACACACAGUGUUAGUGCUACAAAAGAACAAAGAUACCAGAGAUCCAUCUCCCAACCUUUCUUGAUCCACACAAACCAAAGUAGCCUACGGGCUAGAAAACACAUUUCAGAUGAAAACCAAGUGUUAAAAAUAAAUCGCGGCAAUAGCUUGCAAAAUCUCAAGGGACUUCAAAGUGAGACUUUGAACCCCUGGGUCUCCACGUACAGAUACUGCUCUGAAGAAAGCUUAUACGGCGCAGAUCUCAGAAGGAACAGACAUUCUUUUUCCGCCUUCACUUCCACUGCUGAACUUUUGGCAAACCCUGAAGACAAAGAGAGCACAGAUCAGGGGUAUGGAGUGAUGCUGCAAAGAGCACAGUCGGUGCACUGCAUGCCAACUACACACGGUUCCCAUUGUAAAUCCUGCCAAGAUUGUUUCAGCCCAGGAAAUGUGUCAACUUUGCCAUUGAGGAACGAAGGGACUGAACGUCAGAGUGUUGGUCAGGGUAAUUUUCAUCAUGCAAAGACUUUGAGAAGUGCCAAAGACUGCCUCCUCUCUGAGAAUCCCUGCUUUACCAACUCCUUCAACAAGCUCCAGCCUGGCUCUCCAAGCAAACCUCUUACAGAGUUAAGCACUGCCCCUCUAUCACUGGCUUCGGGUCAAAAAGCUUGGUCCAGCUCACUCAGUGAUACUGGUAGCACAAACCCUCAGUCUAGCAGCAUGUCAAGCCUUCUGCAGAAGCAGCAAAUUGCAACCGAAGCCCUUCAGGUUUGCUGUCUUCUCCUGCCUCCAGUAAACAGGAGAAAGCUGCAGUUACUGAUGAGACUGAUGGCACGGAUUUGUCAGAAUACUCAGAUCCCACCACUCAAUGAUGCCAUUGGGACCAGAACCCUGAUGGUUCAGACCUUUUCUCGUAGUAUCUUGUGUUCAGCGGAUGAGGUUGACUUGGAUGAACUUCUGGCCACUAAGCUGGUAACAUUUAUGAUGGACAAUUAUGAUGAGAUCCUGAAGGUUCCUAAUCGGCUACAGAGUGCAGUUGAGGAGCAUUUGGCCCACAUGCGAAGAGUUCAGAUAAAGUAUGCUGGAGCCGAUGCAGAUGCCUCUAUUGUUUCUCAAUCCUACUGCAAACAGAUCAGCAAAGAAGAGUUUGAUGAGCAGAGAGCCAGUAGCUCACUGGCUCCAAUGGCGGAAUUGCUGGAAGGGAUCAUUAAGGAUAAAGAACUGUCCAUCAAAGACAAAAAGAAGAAACUUAAACAGUUUCAGAAGUCUUAUCCUGAAGUCUACAAGAAGCGACUUCCCACAGUGGAAAGCGAGGCAGCUCUGUUUCCAGAAAAACCUACAUUUAAACCUCAGCUGAUGUUUUUCACUCUCAAGAAACCAUUCCAGCCAUUUCAAAGAACCAGGAGCUUCCGGACGUGAGAUUCAGCUUUGGUUGCAAAUUUCAAUUUGUCAAACUUUUAUUGGUGUCAGUCAUUUUAACAAGAUGUAACUGCUGAAAGAAAUCCUGAGUUUUUUUACUCUUUUAGUUUUCACUCUCAGAGUAUAUUACGGAAGCUAAAAGUGCAGUAAAUCUAAACGCUAAACUUGGUCUAAUAUGUUCUAUUCUUUUGAAAUCUCUUUACUUCAUACUUUCUUGGGGCUGUCUCCAAGCAGUCCAGCAUAAAAAUAUACAUCCAGAGCUUUUAUUAUUUUAGUUUACCUAAAAAAAAAAAAAAAGUACUGAUCGCCUCUGUUCUGAUUAAACAAGGUCACCAAGGUGUGUUGCACCUUUCAAAAUCUGGACUGCAACUCACUAUCAGAAUAUUAACAAAUUAAUUUAUAGGAGAGGAAAAUGUUAUAUAAAGUCCCAGAAUGAACCAGGACUAAUGUCCUGUUCUGCUGCAUAAAGUGUUUACAAGGAAUAUUUAUUGCCCAUGUUAAAGUACUACUAACAUUUCACCUGUACAAAAUAUAUGAUUAUUUAGUCUAGGAUUUGCACAAUCUUUUUUUCUUUCAGUUGUCUGUUAAAUAAUGAUUAAUGUACCCAGAACAAGGCAUGCAUGUACAUUUCUUUAAACUAGUUCAUGCCAAUAAGAUGUAGAUACUUGAAAAUUAUUAUUUUUACACUGGAAUAAUCACUGUAAUAUUUAGUGCAUUAAGGAAAUGUUUGUGAGUUCUCACAUUUUUAUCUGUUGCGUUUGGUCAGUGCUUCAGAGAACAGCAGGUUGGUAUUAAAACAAUUGUAUGGCAUGUGUUUGACCAGACACUAAUUAAACCAAACUGGAGUGAAGCGUUAUUCUGUGGCAACUUUAACAAUAGAAUACAGAUGUACAUCCGAGUGCAUUUUUUGGUAUUGAUUGAUGACGUGUGUUCGGUUUAUGCAGGUACAAGGAUAUUUAAAUGUGUGUUAGAGUGAGUUUUGUUACAUUUCAGUUAAGUAGGACAUGUUUGUGCCUAUACUGUAAUUCAAGGUCUUGCUGGCUGUAGUGAUUCCUUUAUUGGAUGUUUAUUUGCAUGUCCUACUGUGCAAUUCCCUUUCCUGUCAGCUACCAGUUUUAAAUGGUAAUCUUUGGAGCGCAUGUUUGUGUUUUAAGUUUUAAAUACAUAACUGCCAUGGUAGACUUUUAAAAGUACCUCUGCAUGUGUAUGUUGUGUGGUGCCCUGUCUAAAGAUAUCUUCUAAAACGUAAGACAUUGAACACCAUGUUAGACAAAGUAUUACAUUUUUUAAAUGUUGGCAAUUCAGCAAGACACUGAUUAUGCUUUCAAUCUUUUGCUGUCUGUAAAUACACACUGUAAGAACCACAGUCAAACAUUUUAAUCCACCAAUAAAAGACGCAUGUUGGCGGUACGUCCUGUUGCUGCUUGUAGUUCCUUUAUUUUUUGAAGAUUACAUUGUAUCAUUGUAAAAUCUGCCCUGGAUUAUGUGUGUCCAAGUGUUGUAAGUUCAGAAAGUUCAACACAAAUACUUUUGUGAUUAAAUCA
Acipenser ruthenus (sterlet) is the source of this 4342-nucleotide messenger RNA. RefSeq names its product DEP domain-containing protein 1B-like. Bases 189 to 2798 code for a protein of 869 amino acids. Gene Ontology annotation, biological process: intracellular signal transduction. The transcript is spliced from 12 exons. The record is from RefSeq and is a predicted model, not a curated record. NCBI's taxonomy places the organism in Eukaryota, Metazoa, Chordata, Actinopteri, Acipenseriformes, Acipenseridae.